This is a messenger RNA of Mobula hypostoma (lesser devil ray), 3388 nucleotides long. RefSeq names its product EF-hand calcium binding domain 14 (gene efcab14). Bases 206 to 1495 code for a protein of 429 amino acids. NCBI's taxonomy places the organism in Eukaryota, Metazoa, Chordata, Chondrichthyes, Myliobatiformes, Myliobatidae. The transcript is spliced from 9 exons. The record is from RefSeq and is a predicted model, not a curated record.
AGGGGAUCCGAUGUAACGGGGUGGUGCCGUGUUACUGUUUGGGACGGUAUCUGCGGGUUCCUUCUCUCCUCUCUCCUUCCUUCGUUUCACCAACUUCUGUCACCCUGUCUCCUGGGUUAUAUGUUCACUUACGAACCGCUGCAAGCUGGAGAGCAAGCACGCGCAGCUGGAUGUGCAGUAUAAAGCGGCGACCCCGCAGAAGAAAAUGAAGAAACGGAAGGAGCUGAAUGCGCUCAUCGGUCUCACCGGCGACGGCAAGAAAAAGAAGUCGAAGAAAAGCUCCGGGCACCAACUGCUGCUGAGGACCGAGCCCACGGCCUCGGAAUCAGAAUCGUCCUCCGAUUUCGACGAGUUCGCUGAACCGGCCUCCGGCUCCUUCUUCGCAAAGGCAGGCUAUGUGAAAUGCUGCAAGAUUUGUUAUCCACUGUGCGCAUUUGUUAUGCUUGCUGCUUGUGUAGUAGCUUGUGUUGGUUUGGUCUGGAUGCAGGUUGCUCUCAAAGAAGAUUUGGAUGCACUGAAGGAAAAGUUUAGAACAUUGGAAUCUAGUCAAAAGGCCUCGUUUAGUGACAUUCCAAAGUUAAAUGAAGAUCUUCUUGCAAUCCAGAAGGAUCUUACUAACCUAGAUGCUGGUGACAAAGGAAUUAGCAAAAUAUGGACCAACAUCACAGAACUAAAUAAACAAAUUAACCAACUGAAUUCAGCUGUUGCUCAUUUAAAAGCCAACGUCAAAUCAGCAUCUGAUCUAAUCAACCUUCCAGUCACUGUGGAAGAACUCCAGAAGAGUGUUGCCACAAUUGGGAGCACGCUUACUAGUGUUCAGAAUGAUGUUGGUACUAUAAAAGCAACCUUAGAAGAUCAGAAGAAAAAAAUGGAGACACUUCAGCAAAAUGAGGAAAUCCUGGACGUGCAAGAUGAAUUAAAUGAGUUGAAUGCCACCCUUCUGUUUUACCACACCCGUAAUGACCAAAGGCUGCAAUAUAUUGAUUUAAAUGUUCGUAAUCUGAGCCAGAGAGUUACCUUGCUGGAAAGGAAUUUUCCAAUUACUGAUGGUGCUAAAAUCAAGAGCAUGAAUAGCACUAUGCAAAAUGACAACAUUCAAGUGCCAAAUUUUAGGGAAAGGUUGAAGGUUAUGGUCAAUGCUCUCGCCAACAAAUCAGCUAAUCUAGGUAAUACAAGUGUAGUCAACAAUCAAGCUAACACAAGCUCAACUUCUACAGUGAAUCCCUUAAUUUCUCCAAGAAUUCCAGUAAAAGCAACAGCUAAUAAAAACAGUAAAAGGAAUGUCAAAUUAAAACACCUAUCAUUACCUGGGAUUAAUAGUUUAAAAGCUCUGCAGGACCUGUUCCUUCACUCUUCUGAUGGCCAACUUUCUUACCAAGAACUUUACAAAUUAUUUGGUACGCAAACCCCUGAUCCUGAAGAACUUCGACAGUUUGAUGCUAAUGAAGAUGGAAGGUUCUCCCAAACAGAACUCAUCAAUGCAAUUGGUUCAUAGGAAACUGAACAAACUUCUAUUUGGACUGGUGGAAUUUUUUUUAACAAUUGAAGUACUGACUUGUGAUUGCUACAAUUGCACUUUUUAAACAGUGUUUCAUUAUUAUGUUUAGGAUACUUAGAAUAAAUAUUCCUAACUUUAGCUUUGGACUUGCCCAGACAGUGUUUUAAUGAAACAGACAGCAUUGAAUUGAGAUACCUGAGCAAGGGUUCAAUCAUUCAAGAUAAAUUCUUUUCGUUUAAAAUUUCACUCUAAGAAUAAACUGGCUUAUUACACUAUACAAAAUCAAACUACUGGGAGAAGAUUAAAGUAAAUUAAUUCAUAUUUUGAACCUUCCACUGGUGCUGAAAGAAGGAAGUUUGCCAGUGUGAGCUCACAUUUGUGUCUGCACCAGCAACCUGCACUGCCCCCCCCCCACCCCAACCUCGCGCCUGCCCUACAUAACUAUCCAGUACUUUCAGAAAUUUUUCUCAUUUUAAAUGGGAAGAUUACUUUUUAGUCAGCUUUGAGAACUGGAAUAAUUUGUGACUGCUUUUCUUGAGGUUUACAUUUCCUGAUCUACAUAGCAUUGCCAUCUUAGAAAAUUUUCAAAGAUCAGCAAGUGUCCCAUAUGUAAAUGGAACUACUUUUGUGCAGGUAAUUAAAAUGGCCAUCAUUUUAGUUUUGUGACUUAAUGCUUGCAAUUCACAAUGUGCAGAUUAUAAGCAGUUACCAGCAAAAUUAAACUUGCGGAAUUUACUUAUACUGGCUACUUGGAAGGUGCGUUAAAAGGCUUGCCUUCAUGAAUGUGACAAGUUUCCUUGAGGUUUCUGCUCUCAGUUUGAGUCUCAUAGUACAUUGACACAAUUCAAAACUAGUGUAAAGUGUUGUAAACAAAUGCUGCAUUUUGUCUUUGUUUUUAUUAAUUUACAGAUUUACUUUUAAAUCAUUCUCUAGUUUAAAAAUGUGUGCAUCUUUAACUUAAGUCUCUGACAUGAGUCUCUCUCCUAGUUGCUGUAGUUCAGUCAUAAAUUUAUUUAACUGCAGAGCUAACAAGUACACUUAGUGGUUUGCAGGACUAUAGAGUUUGUACAAAGUUUUCUUUGACUUGAAUAAUUUUUCACAGUUUAUUUUAAGGUGACAAAAUAAUUGUAAAAUAUAAAUGUAGAUAGUCAACAAUAUAUUUCUAAUGUUGAAAUUAAAAUCAGCAACUGAUGUCCCUAGCAUAUGCUUAGCAAUAAAGUAACAUUUUGGCUAAGAGAUUUCAUUUGAUAUUGAUUUUUGAUUCCAAGAUAACAUAAUAUUCUGAAUGAAAGCUCACCUCCAAUACAAUUCACAAAUGCAAAAAUUAAGUUGACAACUGUGGAAGAGUUUUAACUGUUGGUAUAAGAAUACAGGAUUUCCCAAUUCUCAUUGAUUCCUGGACACGGGCUUUAUUAUUGAAUCAUAGUAUUUUAUGGACAGGUUUUUAAUCAGAAUUUUAACUUUAUUGUAAACUAUUAGAUCUUGUCCAAUAAUGGCCUCUUUAAUUAUACUAGCAAUAAGAUCAACCUUUCCAGUAUUUGUGUUAUUCAGUUUUGCAGAGGUUUGUAGAAAGGUUGGUCUAAUUUUGUAAACUGGGUACAGGGAGAAAAUGCAAUUCAUGUUGUUUGCACUGUUAGUUGUUGGCUAAAUUAUAUACAUAUUAUAAACACAAUGCUGGUGGUGAUGCCUAAGGCUGAAUGCUAGGCAAAUGCUUUGAAUAAAACUGCUUCGGAGCUGGGACAUUUUGGAACUACUGUUUGUAUGGUAGUCCAUAAUUAUCUUGUGAAAUUUAAAAUAUUUAAAUACUCCUUUAAUUGUAUACAAUGUACCAAAAUAUAUUUUUGAAAUGUUAUUCCUACAAUAAAAGGGUUAGUUGUAUUAAAGUAAUAA